Ostrea edulis (European flat oyster) is the source of this 3803-nucleotide messenger RNA. RefSeq names its product dynamin-1-like protein. NCBI's taxonomy places the organism in Eukaryota, Metazoa, Mollusca, Bivalvia, Ostreida, Ostreidae. The transcript has 16 exons. Gene Ontology annotation, cellular component: mitochondrion; membrane; cytoplasm. Bases 106 to 2172 code for a protein of 688 amino acids. Gene Ontology annotation, biological process: mitochondrial fission. Gene Ontology annotation, molecular function: GTPase activity; GTP binding; microtubule binding. The record is from RefSeq and is a predicted model, not a curated record.
GUUUUUACAAGGAACCGAUUUCAACCUUCACCCUUUGCAAGUUAAAUUAGGAAACGGACUCUCCAGAAAUCAAAUUGAAUGUAGACUACAGUACACAUAAGAAGAAUGGAAGGGCUUAUACCUGUGAUAAACAAACUCCAAGAUGUGUUUAAUACUGUCGGUUCAGAAGUGAUUAACUUGCCUCAGAUUGUAGUGAUAGGCAACCAGAGCUCUGGUAAAAGUUCUGUACUUGAAAGUUUGGUGGGGAGAGAUUUUUUGCCGAGAGGUACUGGUAUUGUGACCCGUCGACCUCUGGUUCUCCAGCUGAUCCAUGUCAGCAAAAGUGACAGAGAGACGAGAGCUCAAGAUGGAGAUCCUAUUAAAGCAGAAGAAUGGGGAAAAUUCUUACACACAAAAAAUAAAAUUUACACAGACUUCCAGGAGAUCAGAAGUGAAAUUGAGAAUGAAACUGACAGAAUGACAGGGUCAAACAAGGGAAUAUGCCCAGAGCCAAUCAACCUGAAAAUCUAUUCUCCGACAGUGGUAAACUUGACAUUGGUAGACUUACCUGGAAUGACCAAGGUUCCAGUUGGAGAUCAGCCUGAGGAUAUAGAGCUCCAGAUCCGAGACCUGUGUAUGGAUUACAUCCAGAAUCCAAAUUCUAUCAUCCUGGCAGUGUGUGCUGCUAACACAGACAUGGCCACAUCAGAAUCUCUCAAGCUUGCCAAAGAGGUGGAUCCAGACGGUCGCCGUACGUUGGCCGUGCUGACAAAGCUUGACCUGAUGGAUCAUGGGACAGAUGCUAUGGAAGUUUUGUGUGGACACAUCAUACCUGUUAAACUUGGCAUAAUAGGUGUUGUCAACAGGAGUCAGGCAGACAUCAACACACAAAAGGAUAUGAGAGAAGCUUUAAAAGAUGAGGCAUCAUUUCUGCAGAGAAAGUACCCUUCCAUUGCCAGCCGACAUGGCUCACACUAUUUAGCCAGAACUCUCAACAGACUGCUGAUGCAUCAUAUUAGAGACUGUCUUCCGGAGCUGAAAACUCGAGUCAAUGUGUCUAUAGCCCAGUUUCAGUCGCUGUUGAAUUCCUUCGGAGAACCAGUAGAAGACAAAAGUCAGCUGUUACUACAAAUUAUCACCAGAUUUGCGACAGCUUACUGCAGCACGAUAGAGGGAAACUCCAAGAAUAUCGAAACCUCGGAACUGUGUGGAGGGGCAAGGAUAUGCUACAUUUUCCAUGAGACAUUUGGUCGGACACUGGAGAUUGUUAACCCCCUAGGAGGGUUAACUCCCUUGGACAUAUUGACAGCCAUUAGAAAUGCCACAGGCCCUAGACCAGCCCUUUUUGUACCUGAGGUUUCGUUUGAGCUGCUCGUCAAGCGACAAAUCCGGCGCCUGGAGGAGCCGAGCUUACGUUGUGUGGAGUUAGUUCACGAGGAAAUGCAGAGGAUUAUACAGCACUGCGGAACACAGCAAGAAAUGUUGAGAUUUCCCAAACUCCAUGAAAAGAUUGUAGAUGUCGUUACAAACUUGCUUAGACGGCGACUUCAACCAACAAACAUUAUGGUACAAAAUUUAGUAGCUAUAGAGUUAUCCUAUAUUAAUACCAAACAUCCGGAUUUUCAUGAAGCUAACUUAUUCCAAAGGUCACAGGAAUUGGAAAUGACUAAACAUCUGAAUGAUUUCCAUGUUAAUAAUGAAUCUACUAAAGAUAAUAAGAAAGUAAAUACUGGUAAAAUUUCAAACUUUUUGCGGGGUCAGGGUGACAUACAGCAGCAAGAUUCGUCACAGGCAAGCAGCCCGGCCAGUAGUCGACCUGAUUCACCGGCUCAUAGUAUCAAAGGCGUGAACCUUCUGUCUGAUGUACCACAGCCCACUUCUAGAAAACUUUCACCCCGGGAACAGAGAGACUGUGACGUUAUAGAGAGACUGAUCCGGUCCUACUUCCUGAUUGUGAAGAAGAACAUACAGGACACAAUACCCAAAGCAAUCAUGCACUUCCUGGUGAAUUUUGUGAAGGACAAUCUUCAGAGUGAGCUCGUUAGCUCGCUGUACAAGAAGGAGGAGCUCGAGUUCCUUCUAGAGGAAUCUGAACACAUAGCACAGAGACGCAAUGAGGCCAGUGAUAUGUUACAGGCACUUCAAAGAGCCAGUCAAAUCAUUGGGGAGAUUCGUGAAAUUCAUCUCUGGUAAUGAAGUGUAAGGUAUACCAUAGAGUGGUAAUGAAGUCUAUAGAGUAUACCUUAGAGGGAUUUGUCAUUGAUCCAUAACAAAUCAACUAAAGACAGCUGCUAUAUGUUCCCACAUGUACAAUGAUAAAAAUAUUAAACUAACCUUCAUGCUGCGUGUCUAAUUCAGGUGUUUAUAUCUUCUGCAUAGUGCUACAAAUCAAAGUGAAAGUAAGAUGUAUUUAUUGAUUUGUUUUCUGUUUUCAUUUUUCAUAGUUUCAGAAUUGAGCAUCAUUGUAAAUGAAUUGACUUUGUGUGUAGAGAGUUCUGCUCAUUGAUUUAUGUAAUGGAUAAUGUAACUGUUAUUUUAAUUGAUGUUUUCAAUUAUGGCUAUGUAAAAAAAUAAUUUGCGACAUACAUUUUAAUAGGUACACACUACGUAUUGUAAUAAAAUUUCAUCUUAUACACGUAACUAUCGUCAUAUUGUUAGUUCCUCUGCUCUGGUGCAAUUGAUGAGCAUAAUCUAAUUUUCAUUGACUAAAUUUUUUUCAAGUUUUCAUUUAACAGAACUGCUCUUAAAAAUUCCAAGUACCGGUGUGCGUAUUAAUAACAAAACAUUAUACAGGUCUAGUUCAAUGUGUAGGUAAAGAUGUUUACUAAACAAGGACAAUUGUUGAUCUAGUGAAACAAAAAUACCACUAGUUCUCAUUGGGGAAAAACACGCAAUACAACUUGUUAUUAGAACAGGUUUUGAACUUGAUGUUUAAAAUGUAAGAUGUAAAUUAACAAUUUGUCCAAUUCAUCUGGUGAAUAGAUUAAGUAUAGCCAAUCAGAGAUAAUGUUAGUCACUAUUACCAGUAUUCAUGUGAACGGAGAUGUAGGAUGGAGUAAAACUCCCACUAUUUAUUGCUAAUAACAUGGGGCACACUAUUUAUGUUUUUUACAAGUCUAGUGCUUAAGAAUUUGUGUUUAUCAGUAUUUGUAACUUUGAUACAAAUUGUACAUGUGAAUUGACAUGUCUUUCAGUUAUUUCUAACUAAUCAUUUCUUCAUGUACAUCAUAACCUGUGCAGUGUAUUUUGACUGCAUGUACUAGUUCUACAGUACAUAUAAACUUUGAUCAACAUGAGGUAGAUUGGAAUUGUGUGUAUGUAUUGUCAUCAUGUAGUGAAUUGUUCUAUAAUGCAUUCACCAGUGUAGAGGCCAUUUUGAUGCAUGUUUUUUUGUUUUUUUUUGUAAUGGGAGAUAUUUGUUUCUGUAUCAUAGAAGAUGUUGUGUUUGUAUGUGUAAAUGGAAUUGACACCUGAACCAUCACAAAUUGUGACAUGCACCAAUGUUAAUCACGAUGUACAUUGUAAAUCAAUGUGCAUUUUUUAACAAAACAAUUUUGAGGAAUACUUGUAAUGAAAUGUAUGAUUAAUACUUUUGAAUUAUUUUCAAUAUGUGAUUGUACUUAAUAUAAAGAUUGAUAAAGAAUAUGUAGCAUUGAAUGGAAAUUAUUGAAAUAAGAUUGAUUUUAAAAUAAGAUAUAACAUUUUUUUUUCUAGGAAUAUGAAAUAAUAAUGAAUUUUUUAAGUGUAAAUGUUAAACAUUAUCUUGUAUAUACCUGUAUGUACUUCCUCAGAGUAUCGUAACAUUAAAUGAUAGAGAUUCUGUA